This is a messenger RNA of Chlorella variabilis, 573 nucleotides long. RefSeq lists its product as hypothetical. Lineage: Eukaryota; Viridiplantae; Chlorophyta; Trebouxiophyceae; Chlorellales; Chlorellaceae. The transcript has 6 exons. Bases 1 to 573 code for a protein of 190 amino acids. The record is from RefSeq and is a predicted model, not a curated record.
AUGCUGCCCAUGGACAGCGAGGCCAGGGAGGAGCUGCCCAAGUGGCUGACGCUGGCCGGCCUCGCCGCCAGCCAGCUGUCCAAGCAGUUCAACCUCACCAGAUUCCAGCUCACCACGUCGCACAUCUACGUUGCGCUGGCCGGGUACACAGUAGCGUGGGCGGCGCUGACGAUGCUGGACAGGGACAGCCGGGUGCAGUUUGAUGUGGUGGGCAGCGCAAUAGGCCCGAUGUUCGUUGCGGUGCAUGCGCUGGGCGGCUUUGGGGGCAGGGUGGCGCCCAUGGAUGUGGCUACCUUCCUGUUUGGAUGGUGGUGGAUCGGCAAGCUGCCCGCCUUCCCUUACUCGCACUGGGCCUGGCUGGCCACACUGGUGGCAGCCAUCUACAAGGGCUUGGGGGCGCAGUGGCUGGUGGGCGCACUGGGUGUGUCGGCUGUGUGGAGGCUGGUGAUGGACAGGGACCUCAAGCAGCUUGCUUUCGCUGGCGUGGCGGCCUAUGCAUUCGCCAAGGGGGCGGAGGUGCCCGUAGCCCUGAUAAUGAUGGCGGCGCAGAUGGUGGCGUCCAUCGUUUCUUGA